AUGGUAAAUAUUAUAGAAAAACAACAAGAAAAUAAAGAAUUAUUAAACGAAAUAGAAUUAUUAAAACAACAAUUAGCUGAUAAAGAUAGAGAACUCAAUGAUUAUAAAAAUACAGAAGUAAAUGAGCAAGAAGAAGCGGAAUUUAAACAAAAUGCAACUGAAAGAAUUCACCAAAUGUUGGUAGAGAUGAGGAACAGUCUUAUGCAUGACUAUAAUUGGAAAGAAAAGGAGAAUUUGGAAGAAGUUGUAGAGAGAAUUGUAAUAGACCAUUUUGAAAGCACUGAGUUAGCUACUGACUUGCUAAAAGAUUGA
Molecule: messenger RNA, 312 nt
Organism: Paraglomus brasilianum
Lineage: Eukaryota; Fungi; Glomeromycota; Glomeromycetes; Paraglomerales; Paraglomeraceae
Source: the annotation of a GenBank genome assembly